This is a messenger RNA of Pelobates fuscus (common spadefoot toad), 840 nucleotides long. It is a transcript of the gene SPMIP8, whose product is annotated as sperm microtubule inner protein 8. The record is from RefSeq and is a predicted model, not a curated record. The coding region runs from base 14 to 622 and encodes 202 amino acids. Lineage: Eukaryota; Metazoa; Chordata; Amphibia; Anura; Pelobatidae. The transcript is spliced from 7 exons.
UCAGUAACACACAAUGUUGGCACAGGACAGGUAUGAUUGCCACCCAGAUGGGCCCUGGGGAUCCCAUGUACCAAAAUACCCGGUUCAUAAGCUGGCAGGUGUGAAGCAAACCCUGUACCACCCUCUACUGCCCACCCUGCGGAGGAUGGAAAUGGACACAAUGAGGCAUAAGCUGAGCGAUGAACAUUCAAGAACAACUACUCCGUGCAGCCAGGAAAAUUUCCGCCGAUCUACGCUCACAUUCCAACCAAGUCCUGAAUACCGUCUUCCUGCUCUGGGUGCCGCUGACACUGGUAACCAAAUCCCCCAAUCAAAGGUAAUGAGCACUGUGGCCCCCACGCUGCCUGGCAUGACUCAGAAGGAAUGGCUGCACCUUACCAGCGCAGCUGAUGACUGGUCAAAAACCGUCUCGUCCUGUAGGGAGUUUCAGCUGCGGGAUGUAAAGAAUGCGGUUUUAGGGUAUAGCGGGUAUGCAGUGCAAUUCCUUUCACCCGAUGUCACCUCUUCUUGGAGGUACUGGCUGCACCACAAUCCAUCCCUUGACAGAUGUGGCCAGAAGCCGGUACCAGUGGAAACUCUAAACACCUUUCGCACCUUUGGGAAAUCAUACAGGCAGCUGUAGCAGCGUUCUUCGUCCAUGGCAGUGACCCGUGGGCCUGGCAGCGUGCCCGUCUUAGGUACUUCCUUCUUCUGGCAAGAGAAUGUACUUCACCUUGUAUACGCAUCUUUAAGAUAUUAAGGAUAUUAUAAAUGUUUGCCUCAUAUGUCGCUAGUCUCUCAUUACAACCUGAAACUGGUCGCUGGUAAAAGACAAUAAACUAAGGGACAAGGUGCUCGUAA